AUGCACCACUCUCAGUUGGCCCCAUUGCCCAACGACUUGCCUUUCCGCAUCGUCUCCAAAACCAUCGGCCAAGGAGCCUACGCUUGCAUCAAGAAAGCCUGUCCCACCAGCUCCGAUAACCCGGUCUUCGCCGUCAAGUUCAUUCAUAAGGAAUACGCCGCGCGACAUGGCAAGAUCAGCGCUCGACAAUUGCAGAUGGAGGCCACCGUCCACAAACACAUCGGCGACCACAACAACAUCAUAUCAUUCUUCCAGACCGGCGAGGACGGUGUGUGGCGGUGGAUCGCCAUGGAGCUGGCCGAGGGCGGGGAUCUCUUUGACAAGAUCGAGGCCGAUGAGGGUGUGGGGGAGGAUAUCGCGCACGUGUACUUCUCCCAACUGGUCAGUGCAGUCGGAUACAUGCACUCGAAGGGAGUGGGCCAUCGCGACAUCAAGCCUGAGAACAUGCUGUUGACGGCCGACGGGAAUCUAAAAAUUGCCGACUUUGGCUUGGCUACCUUGUUCGAAUACAAGGGCGUUACCAAACUAUCCACCACGUUCUGCGGCAGUCCCCCGUAUAUCGCCCCCGAGGUCAUUUCGUGCAGUAGCAAGAACCAAGUCAAAGGAUCGGGUUAUCGACCAGAUCUGGUGGACAUCUGGUCCUGUGGGAUUGUUCUCUUCGUCCUUCUGGCCGGAAACACGCCGUGGGACAGUCCCACAGAAAACAGCUACGAAUUCCACGAGUAUGUGGCGACCAAUGCCCGGACGACUGAUGAACUAUGGCAGAAGCUGCCCGUGGCGACCUUAUCGCUCCUACGUGGCAUGCUGAACAUUGAUCCAAACAACCGCUUCUCGUUAGAGGACGUCCGCAGACACCCGUGGUACACGCGACAGAACAGAUUCCUGUCGCCGGAUGGAAAGCUGAGAGAUUCUAUCAACUUGGCCACCACCAUGUUCGAAUCCCUGCACAUCGACUUCUCCCAAGAUCCUCUCUCCCGACGGAUCAAGGGCGGCAGCUUUGACGCGGGCAACAUGGAGGUGGACAAUGGCGACGAUGACGGUGUCGAGCAUCGCAUCUCAUCGACGCAGCCUGAGAUGCCGCGAGGGGAUAUGUUGGUCGACUGGGACACACCGCAUCUGUCUGAUGUUUUCUCAUCUACCCAACCUUUCACGAAGCCGUUCUCAGCAGACGAUUCCCUCGUUGCCGAUGCUCUGGAGGACGAACCAUCCAUGUCCCAAUUCUCUCCUCAUCCCUCUGUGCCGCUCAGUCGGACACAGAAAGCACAACGUUUCCGCGAUAUCGUUCCUUCCCGACCCAUGACACGGUUUUUCUCGACAUGGGAGCUGAAGCUUCUCGUUCCGCUGAUCUGCGAAGCGCUUCACCGUCUUGGUGUGCCUGUUCCAUCCAUCCCCGCCGUCUCUGUAGGUGAUACCUCUGCCAUGGUUCGCAUCGUGACGCGGGACGGGCGGAUGUGCACGCUGCAAGGCAAAGUACUCAUCGAAUGCGUCUCCGAGGGGCUGUUUGAGAUUGAAUUCGUGAAAGUCAAGGGUGAUCCGCUCGAAUGGCGACGCUUCUUUAAAAAGGUCGCCGUUCUAUGUAAGGACGCCGUUUACAAGCCUGACGUGUGA
Molecule: messenger RNA, 1608 nt
Organism: Aspergillus terreus NIH2624
Lineage: Eukaryota; Fungi; Ascomycota; Eurotiomycetes; Eurotiales; Aspergillaceae
Product: putative serine/threonine protein kinase
Exons: 2
Coding region: 1-1608 (535 amino acids)
Biological process (GO): protein phosphorylation; mitotic G2 DNA damage checkpoint signaling
Cellular component (GO): nucleus; cytoplasm; site of double-strand break
Molecular function (GO): protein kinase activity; ATP binding
Source: RefSeq, a predicted model, not a curated record